This is a messenger RNA of Amoebophrya sp. A120, 1484 nucleotides long. Lineage: Eukaryota; Dinophyceae; Syndiniales; Amoebophryaceae. The record is from the annotation of a GenBank genome assembly.
UGAGGAACUGUGUAGCUGCAUCGGAGGGGAACAAUGAAUACUGCGUCGCUAUUUCAACGAGAAGUGGCGGCUUUUCGUCUUUCUUUCCAUAAUGAACUCAACUCACGACUUGUUUCCUACAGGCCCUCCUUGACGUUGCCACUUUCGUUUCAGCGCAGUAGAGUAGUUUUGUUUUACGAGAAACUGUUGUACCAUUCGAACGCUUUUUUGUCUUCAUAUCGGUUUUGUUAAGACGAACGGAACUUUUCUUCAUCUGACAUACAUAAACGACGAAGCAUUUUGAUUCGAUUUCAGAUACUAGAAGGUGGCUCGGACCAGCAUGGGGGGUGGUGACAUACUGAACCGCACCGGGAAGGAGGGCUCGGUCCUCUUACGGGAGGAGACCAUCAACAGCCACAAAAAGGCGGCGCUGCUCCAGCACAAACAGAACAACCACGACCUGCGGGUCAGAAAAGCGGGCGCGUUCAAGAGGCUCGAACCGGUGCGGCACCUGCCCAUCACGCAGCAGGACGUCAACGACCACAGCUGGGAUGUGACCAUGGAGAGGAUUGGAAAGGUCGUGCAGAGACAGGCGGAAAUAAAAGGUACUUUUACUAGGUUAAUGACUUUUAUAAAUUGUUGCUGAGGUCGUUGAUGUUGUAGUCGUAGUCGUUUACUGUGCGGCAUGUAAGACAGUCUGUUCUUAUGAAUUAUAUGCACGAAAUUGACAAAGACAAUUUCAUUGAUUUGUGUUGCGAAAAAUCCAAAACAGCUUCGCACUGCCCGCCGCGAGACAAGUACAAAUAUUGGAAUGGAAUGCCAGACUCGAUUAACAUGCAAAAGUGGAUGGGAACCAGACAAAUGAGCAGCGAAGAAACGCCGUUUUACGGUAUUGUACAGAACAAACUGUUCCAUGUUGAUGUUAGGUAUUUAUUGCUGAGGUGUGAGGUAGCAGCUCUCCCUCUCUUCAUGCGUUUGCAUAGUGAAGGCAGUCUGUCCUAUUUCUCUCACUCGUUUGCACGUGUUUUGCCCCGGAGAGCGACUUGUGCCCACGUUUUUUUCAAAAAAAUUCCCAGGUUCGACCUACAAGAUGGAGAUUGGCGGGGAGCCACCCUACCUUGUCACGCAAGACAUCGUCAGUCCCAAGCUCGACUCGGCGGCGCAGACGAAAUAGGUUGCAAAUUGAUAUUAAUAUGCAAGCAUCUUCGGUCUGGGUCCUGGUCCUGCUUCUGCAGGUCCGUGUGGUUACUUACCAUGACGCCGUCGCUGUGCGAUGGAGUUCUGCCACCGUAGCUCCCGGUGAGAAGUUGCCCUGCUGCUGCUCGUUGAAGAAGAGUUUUGUAGUUCUGCAAAUGUACAAUACAUACCGGUGGGUCACCGCUCAUGGUUUCGAACUUCAAAAAACAGUUAGUUAUAUAUACGCCAAUGUUUGUGUUGUGACCUUUUCAUCUGGAAAUCCACCCUGGUGGUGUGGAAAAAAGUGAAAGACAAGGUCAGGAUCAGAU